Messenger RNA from Camponotus floridanus (Florida carpenter ant), 983 nucleotides. RefSeq names its product probable 28S ribosomal protein S26, mitochondrial (gene mRpS26). Gene Ontology annotation, cellular component: mitochondrial small ribosomal subunit. Bases 190 to 867 code for a protein of 225 amino acids. The transcript is spliced from 3 exons. NCBI's taxonomy places the organism in Eukaryota, Metazoa, Arthropoda, Insecta, Hymenoptera, Formicidae. The record is from RefSeq and is a predicted model, not a curated record.
CGAUCUCAACAUUUAAACACAACAUCUUAAACGCGCCAUUGAUAUUCGGCGAAUCAACGCGCAGGAGGAGACAUAACCUUCUCAGAGGAAGGAAUCAUUGAAGAAUAACAUAAUUAAAAAUAAGCGAAACACGACGAAACGAGAAAGAAUUUAUUUUAAUUUGCGGUGACAUAUAAUGUACUAAAUAUAAUGCAAGCCAUGAGGAUAAUGAACACAAACACUCUGACAACAGGUAUCACAAGAUUUUGCGAUACCUUUAUCCCAAAUUCUGUCUAUACGCAAUGUGUACGUUGGAAAAGAAAGCCGAUUUGGUUACCUCCAGUAAAAUCCAAAAUGUUCCGAAUACCAAAGAGACCAGUCAUAUCUACGGAAGAAGUUCUGGAGCUUCAGCGUUUAAAUAAUAAUUACAGAACAUAUAUGACAUCACUUAGAUCGUAUUUGUGCCACUUUGAAAUGCAAAAUAAAGUGCAAUUAGACAAGGAAAGUAUCAAGCAAGCUGAAGAAGAAGAUUUUCAGACAUGUAGCGCAAUAAAUGAUGAAUGGAAUGCAGAGGUGGCAAAACAAAGAGAAGUUAGGUUGGCGAAUGUAAGAGAAAAACGCAAGAAGUAUAAUCUGCGAAAAUUGUUAGACAAAGAGAAGCAUGAGAUCAAACGGAAGAAGUAUGUCGACAAACAGAUCAAGAAAGCUAAGGAGGAAGCUGUCACAUUCAUUACUGCGGAAAACGUGGAUGCGGCGAUCGAGGAGUGUUUGGCGAAUAUCGUCGAUCAUAAUCGCGCGUUAGAUUUGCAGGGAAACUGGCAUGAUGGGACUUAUUCUCCAGUUCCACCUCUUGAAGAAACGCAGAAACCAGCGGUCGUCAAGAAUUAAACAUGAAUUUAGAAAUUUUACGUUCAGCUACUUGAAAAAAUAAAAGCUUAGUAUAAGCUUAUACCUUUUUUCUCAAGCAUUUUAAACCUUUGCUGAAAUAUAAUUAUGAUAAUCAU